GUCUUCCUCACCCCGGCCUACUUUCACUGUAAUAAAACUCAUCAGCAUGAUGCCAUGAAUAAUUUCAUCGGCAAACUCCAGAAUGGUGAAGGAGCUAAACACUGACAAGUUGUCAGAAGUUGUUGACUGAAUUAGGGCACCAGAAACGGGAAAAUAAAUGGGGGGUAGGUCAAAGUAGAGUAGUUAGUAUGAUCCAAAACAAAUGACUUUAUGAAAUUUCCUGAUCGAAAACUCCGUCAUGAGAGUUUUUAAUGGAAAAAUGGGCUGGAUACUGCCUUCAGAAAACAUUUGGAACAAUCACUUCCGAGGGGUGAUGUCUGACUGUUGACGAAGACAACGUCAUCUCUAGCUGCUCUUCGGGAAAAGUGUGAUUCCGCACCGUCCCUGAAGGCAACACCUGACACAACACCUGAGUCCGAUCGAUAGCUUCAUGCAAUUCCAAAUCAUUUUCAGUCUGUCUGGUUAAUCGAUGAUUGUGCUGUGUCUGGAAGCCAGAAAGCAGAAAACUACGCUUUGCUCCUUCGGUACAGUUAGCCCCCCCUCCGGGCGAAGUGUGUGCGUGCGGGCGUGCAUGCCUUCAUGAUGCUGCGUCGAGUUCCAGCAAUGAAUGGCUGCCUGCGGCGUGGCGGAGGGACACACCGUCACUAUUAGCGAGGUUCCCGGGCGCCGCCGUUGCUACUCCUCUUCAAACGAGUUCCAGCGGCCAAGGGGAGCCGCUGGCGGUGCCGGGCCCGGCGUGAUGGCUCAGACGCUGCAGAUGGCGAUCCCCAACUUUGGCAACAAUGUCCUGGAGUGCCUGAACGAGCAGCGUCUGCAGGGUCUCUACUGCGACGUCUCCGUGGUGGUCAAGGGACACGCCUUCAAGGCCCACCGCGCGGUGCUGGCGGCCAGCUCGUCGUACUUCCGCGACCUGUUCAACGCCGGCGGCGGCAAGAGCUCGGUGGUGGAGCUGCCGGCGGCCGUGCAGCCGCAGAGCUUCCGUCAAAUCCUGGCCUUCUGCUACACGGGCCGCCUCAGCAUGAACGUGGGCGACCAGUUCCUGCUCAUGUACACCGCCGGCUUUCUGCAGAUCCAGCAGAUCAUGGAGAAGGGCACCGAGUUUUUCCUCAAGGUUUCGUCCCCCAGCUGUGACUCGCAGGGCCUCCACGUCGAGGAGACGGAGCCGCAGAGUCCCCUCACUCCCACGGCGGGAGGGCCCGGCGCUACGCCGCUUGCCGCCAGAGCCGCCGCCUGCAAGGUGAAGACGGAGCAGACAGCCGCCGCUCCUCCAUCGCAACAGCCUGAGGGCUUCCCCUACUCGGUGGUCUGCAUCCCGGUGGCUAAGCGGCUGUGGGAGGGGGGCAACGGAGGGGGCGUUUCCGGAGGCGCCCAAAGAAAGGCGGCGCGCUACUCUUCCUCCUCCUCCUCCUCAUUCAGCUCCAACGCCGCUGCCCAGGAUUGCUCCGGGCGGGGGUCCGCCCCUUCGCUACUGCCUGGGGGCGCCGCCGCCAACAACAGCAGCAGCAAUAACGGCGGAACCCCUGAAGGCACCAGUCCCGGCACCCUCAGUCUAUACACGAGCGACUCGCCCAUCAGCUACCACGACGACGAGGAAGAGGACGAGAUGACGGACGAGAGCGCCGAAGAGCAGUACAGGCAAAUCUGCAACAUUUACACCAUGUACAGCAUGCUCAACGCCAACGCCGCAGUGUCCGGUGAGAAGGUGGAGGCGCUGCCUGACGCCGCCCCAGACGCGGGGCGGCGAGGCGGGCGCCCCCGGCAGGAGCUGGCGUCGCUGCCGUCGGAGCUCAUCGGCCAGAUCGGCAACCGCUGCCAUCCCAAGCUCUACGAGGAGGGCGACCCGGCCGAGAAGCUGGAGCUGGUGAGCGGCACCGCCGUGUUCAUCUCACGGGCGCAGCUCAUGAACUGCCACGUCAGCGCCGGCACGCGGCACAAAGUUCUGCUCAGGCGGCUGCUGGCCGCCUUUUUUGACAGGAGCACGCUGGCCAACAGCUGCGGGACAGGCAUCCGCUCGUCCACCAACGACCCGAGUCGCAAGCCGCUGGACAACCGAGUGCUGCACGCCGUCAAAUUCUACUGCCAGAACUUUGCGCCCAGCUUCCGGGAGAGCGAGAUGAACGCCAUCGCCGCCGACAUGUGCACCAACGCCCGGCGCGUGGUCCGCAAGAGUUGGAUCCCCAAACUCAAACUCCUGAUGGCCGACAGCGACGCCUAUUCCACCUUCCUGGCCGACAACGUCAAGAUGGACGCCGACGGGUUGGGCGGCGAGCAAGGCUUUGACGGCGCCUCCAUGGAGGCGGCGACCGGGGCCGACGACAGCGGGGCGACGUCCGGCGAGGCCCUCCAGGACAGCGGCGGUGCCGGAGGAGACGACGGCGGCGGCGCUUUGUUUUAAGUGAGUGAACGGAGCCACGGAUGUUUGGACAGGCCCACCCUGCGGCCGCUUGCCGCGUUUCUCUCCCUCUUCAGCAUCCCUCGCUUUUUGCCGGCCCGCACAACGCAGCAUGUACCAGAACCCCGGGAUUCUUCUCCCGUCUAGCCUGUGGCUCGCGCGCGUCUCGGCGGCCCUUCCUCCCGCGGGUGCGCUCGUGCCAUACCCAUUUUCCCUUCAAUGCAAUGCUAAUGAGUGUUGCAAUGGGAAGCAAAUCCUCCACGCAAGUUUCAUCAAAGUUGUCUUUUGGGUUCUGAUCCGACUCCCUUUUCCACGUCAUGUUUUCAACAUUUGAGCACCUUAUCCCCAAGCGGGCUUUGCGUUUGAGAGGGCAGCAAAAAAACAAAAGCAAGCGAUUCAAGUUCCUCUACCAAUCCACGCCAGUCUUUUUCAUCUGGUCUAAUAGCUAAGCGCAAUCUUAAAACUAAAGUGUUUACAAUUCUUUUCUAUGAUUUGUUGUGACUUUUUUUUUUUUUAAUCCAAAGAGGCUUCAUGGAAUAAGUGCCUCCUCUCUCCCUGUACACCUGUGUGUGUGUGUGUGGGGGGGGGGGGGGGGCACAUUUCUUCCAGUACGCUGAUUUAAACGCCCCACCAUAAAUAUACAGACAAGGAAGACGAGGACAGAGUGAGGCCCCGCUCCGCUCCGCCCCGCCCUGCCAUGCCCCCUCCCCUCCCCUCCAAGACAUUAUGACUGUCUCACAUGUGUGCGCAUAUUCAUGCAUCUCCUCACACAUUCCUUUUAUGGCGUGUGUCAGACAGAGUGCCAUCGCGUGCACGUUGAAUGCUCAUACUGCGUGGGCGGUCUGUUGUUUUUGUCUGCCGCACGCACCCGCGUGCGCCUUUUCUGCGCCAAAAUCACGUUCAUAUCCAUUUGAAUGUACAAAUAAGGCCUUGUCUUCAUCGAUGGCUUUUAAAUGGAGCUCCAAUGCUAAAAACGUGCAUGUCACCAGCCUCAUCCCAAAUCCUUCAACUUUCUGCCUGUUAGUUUUUGGGGAUGGAUUUAAUGCACAUUUCUUUCCUUUUUUUUUUCUUUUGUUUUGGGCAGGAAAAAAAAUGAGGAUGGGAGGGUGUCUGUCUGUCUGUCUGUCUGUCUGUCCUCUCUCCACCCACAAUCGGAAGCGCAAUAUCGACCAGACCGUUGAACCGAGCGAAUUCUAAUCGUGCCAGACGUGAAGGAAAGAAGAAAGGGAGGAGGAGGGGUGUGUGUUAAUCUCCUAGGACAGGCGAAGAGCCACUGCGGCAGUCGCAAUCCAGACGCAAGCAGGAAGCUUCUCGAAUUUAAACACCUGCACUGCAUGUUUGUUUACGUAAACCUCUGCAGCCCCCCCCCCCAAAUGGACGCUCCGAGGGCGCCCCCCAAAAAAAAAUGUUGCACUAAAAGUUUGAACGCAAGGGACCUUUUUGAAACGCUACAAUCUGAUGCUGACCACCAUGACAAAGGUCCACAAGAGUAACACAAUAGAAAGGAGCAAAGAAAUGGUGGCCGCUGUGAUGGUUUUUAAACGUGAUCUAACGGAGGCUAAAAUUGAAACGUCGGAAAGCGUUGGCAUGAAUCCUGCGAUGAUUGCCGCGCGCACAGCUUCCCAAAAAAAAAAGAAAAGCAUUUGUUGUAGCUUUCGCAGAAAUGUCCCUUUGAGAUCCGUCUUCAUUUCAAAUAUUUGGCCAAAAAGUUGGACAUCAAACUUGACGUUUUGAAGAGCUUUCUUUCGAUACAUUUCACUAAAACGUUUUUGUAGUAUUUGUUUACACGGGAACCUGUAGCCGUGGAGAGGCGAGAUCCUACUCCCGAUUAACAUGCGUACGACCGACCGCUUUUAGUUGUAUCAUAGUUUAGAGAAAGAAGCACGUAUUUUUGCAUCCUUAAGGGGGCGGGGUUAUUGUACAAUGAUUUUAGCUUUUUUUUUUUUUUUUUUCUCAUUUCGCUUUUAUUGCAAUUGUGGUGCUGAGACGGGCGGACAAACCACAAUUCUCGCAUCUUUGCACCUUCCCCCCCAAUUGGUAUGAAACUUGUCAAAAAUGACAAACGACUGCCAUGUCCGAUGACUUUUUCUUGCAAAUGACAUUUAUUUUCUCCCCUUACAAAGUCCAACGUGUUGAAUAUCGAAGAGUCUUUAGUUACAAGGUGGCGAUUGUAAUGCUGGGAUGUCAAAAUGUUUUUUUUUUAUCUUUGUAAUGAGAAAGUUUUUUCUUGCAAGAUGACACCGUUUGUCUUGCAAAAAGUACAAUUUUAUUGUAUGAUUAGUGAUGGCUUUUUUCCCUCAUUACGCUUUUUUCUUCCCCCUUUAAAAUUGCCAAAUUUUUCCUUUUUUCAACUUGAUUCAAAUUUACAAAAUUUAGAACUAGUUAUUCAAGCCAAAAUUGUUUUGGGGUUGUUUUUUUUUCUUCUCAUGACUCCAGUCGUACAAUAUUUGGACUGACUGAAAUGUUUUGGGUCUGGUUUCCUGCAGCAUAAAAAGAAAGAGAAAUCCGCACCUUACUUUUGCCACAUUUCUGACUUGCUUCUCGUUCAAAUGUGGAUUUCUCCCAUUGCGACUAUUCUUCGUCAUCAUGUAGCAGCAGCAUUGUGAAACUGCUACGAGAAUAUGGUGGACUCGACUCACAACUUUGGUCAUCUUAGGACUUUUUGCCUAUAUUCUUUCCAAGGUUAGUUUGGUCAAUUGGACUCUGGUGUAGCGGCGCUGGACAAGUCGGGGUUUGGAGUGCUGAGGUCUAAAGACUAUUGUGGCAAAAGAAUGAGCUGACACGAUUUUCAAGCAUUUUGUAUCACUGAGAGGUCAGAAGCUUGCAAAUUUUGAUUUGAAUAUAUUAUGAAGGAGAAUCGUCGUAAUUGUUGGCAAAGCUGCAAGGCCACUGAACGUUUUUCCCAAUCAAGGCCAACAAAGAAAAAUGCAAUCAAUGAAUCCAAAGUGAGUUGACUUGAAAUCAGCGCUGCUGCUUGAAUGUUUUUCCUCGCCGCGACCGGAGGGCGAUGUCCCCUGUAGCUUUGAUUGUAAUUAGUUUUUUUUUUUUUUGGAGUCUAU
Messenger RNA from Syngnathus typhle (broad-nosed pipefish), 5451 nucleotides. RefSeq names its product nucleus accumbens-associated protein 1-like. The coding region runs from base 608 to 2395 and encodes 595 amino acids. The record is from RefSeq and is a predicted model, not a curated record. Gene Ontology annotation, biological process: regulation of transcription by RNA polymerase II. The transcript has 8 exons. Gene Ontology annotation, molecular function: RNA polymerase II cis-regulatory region sequence-specific DNA binding; DNA-binding transcription factor activity, RNA polymerase II-specific; protein binding. NCBI's taxonomy places the organism in Eukaryota, Metazoa, Chordata, Actinopteri, Syngnathiformes, Syngnathidae.